Cephus cinctus (wheat stem sawfly) is the source of this 1887-nucleotide messenger RNA. RefSeq names its product mitochondrial dicarboxylate carrier (gene Dic1). Lineage: Eukaryota; Metazoa; Arthropoda; Insecta; Hymenoptera; Cephidae. The record is from RefSeq and is a predicted model, not a curated record. Bases 325 to 1200 code for a protein of 291 amino acids. Gene Ontology annotation, biological process: succinate transmembrane transport; thiosulfate transport; malate transmembrane transport. Gene Ontology annotation, molecular function: antiporter activity; malate transmembrane transporter activity; succinate transmembrane transporter activity. The transcript has 9 exons.
GAACACGUGGCCAUCAGCUGAUAAUAGACUUGUGGCUUGGUAAGCAAGUUAAGUGGUGUGUGAGUGUUCCGUAUACAUCCAUGUAGAAGAUCCGACGACUGCCGACGACCUGGUAGAAGUAGUGAUUUGGUGAGAAGGUGUCAAUCAGCCAGUCCUCUCUGUAAAGCCUUGGACUCAACUCGUUUUGACGUUCUGCGUACACUAGGCUACCCCUACGUCCUGCUGCUAGCAUCAUCAACCAAUUCAAUUUAAUUAUCAGGUAAUACUGAUAAUGAGCGUAAAACUCAGUAUAACAAUUGUUAAGGAAUUUCAAGGAAAAAAACAAUGACUGAAACCAGUAAGAAACUUUCCCGCUGGUAUUUCGGAGGCCUGGCUUCUGCAGGAGCUGCCUGCAUUACGCAUCCUUUAGAUUUGCUAAAGGUGCAUCUCCAAACCCAACAGGAAGGAAAGACUUCGAUAAGUAAACUUACACUGCAUAUAAUUAAGAAACAAGGAGUUCUGGCACUUUACAGUGGACUCACUGCUUCUCUACUACGUCAACUGACAUAUUCCACAACUCGAUUCGGUUUUUAUGAGGUGGGAAAACAAACAUUGGAAACAUCUGGCUCGCCUCUGCCAUUUUAUAAGAAAUUAUUACUAGCUGGUCUGUCUGGUGCCGCUGGCGGUGUCGUGGGCACACCGGCCGAUCUGAUUAAUGUGCGUAUGCAAAAUGAUGUAAAGCUCUCACCAAACCUCAGGCGGAAUUAUAAGCAUGCACUGGAUGGUUUAUUGCGAGUUUGGAAAGAGGAAGGAUUUAUUAGACUUUUUAAUGGUUGCUCGACAGCCACCAGCAGGGCAACUCUCAUGACUAUAGGACAACUCAGCUUUUAUGAUCAGAUCAAAAUAAUAUUACUACAGACCGGCAUGUUUCAAGAUAACCCUACUACUCAUUUUCUGUCCAGUUUAUCUGCUGGUGCAGUAGCAACGACUUUGACACAACCUCUGGACGUGUUAAAGACCCGAGCUAUGAAUGCCAAACCGGGCGAGUUCAAGAGUAUGAUGCAUCUUGUCAUGUACACAGCCAAGUUAGGACCAUUAGGAUUCUUUAAGGGUUAUGUUCCUGCAUUUGUUCGGCUAGCACCGCAUACUAUCCUGACCUUUGUUUUCCUAGAACAACUUAGAAGUAAUUUCGGGUUCAUCCCGGAGCAUUUAAUUGCGUGAAAGUUAGAUUAAUAGAAGCAGGCAUCCGUCGUGGUCCAGCGGAAUGCCAGUUACACAUAAUUAGCACAAAUUGAAUUACGUCAACUAAUCAGUAUACGUGUGCGUCACAGUCACCCAUAGUGCGUCUAUUGACGUGCGUACAAUUUAUUUAUGUACUGUCAAAAUACGCAUGCGCAAUGUCUUUACAUGAUUCUAUUAUUGCCGUAUCUAAAAUUACUUCAGUCCAGUAUAACACUCUUUUAAUAGUAAUUAAUGUUUCAUUCACAAGUACCUUCGUGGAACGAAUUCCAGCCGAUGCAUUCCACACAAAUAUUUUUGACAUGUAUAUGCUGGCGUAUAUUUAUAUAUAAAUAUAUACAUCUCCAUUAAAAAUGGAAUCUUGUGCGCGCAAAAACUCCAUUAAUUCGAGCUUAUCUUUUCGAUGGACCAUUGAUUAUAUCAAUGGGUACAAUUAUGGUACAAUUAUGUUAAUUAGAUAUACGAAACUAAAUGUCUUUAAAAAUAGUAGUCAUAUGUCUACCUCAAUGGGUUGGAACAAUUUUUAUUUUAUCGCCAAUGUCUUUCCCGAUGUUUUAUUACUGAUGGAAUGAUCUAUACGUAAGCCCGUAUUCAGGCUUCGCUCUUAAAGUCACUAACAGAGUCACUUUUAGUGGAAAGUCACUAACAAAUAAUUUAAAUGCGUGCUAU